UUGACCUUGCCCCCUGGAAGAAAGUGGUAGGCAACUCAUUGCCCACAAACACAAAAGUUCACCAAACGGAGACGGCUUGAAAAAGUUGCAACAGACAAAACAAUGCCAUUUACAAAACUGGUUCAGACAACAAAGUAAAAGCUGUCUUGAGAACCUGCAAAAAAAAAAAAAACUGAAAAUUGAUUUCUGGAAAUGGGAGCAGCCUUAAGAUCAAUGUAUGCCAACAGCAAGUAUGAAGAAGUCAGAGAAGAAUGGGAGGAAGAUUACAGCCCUCAGAGAUUUUCUUACAAAGCUCUAUACAAAGCCACCAAAGGGUUCAAAGAGAGCGAGUUGCUUGGCACAGAGGCAAACGGGACAGUCUACAGGGGAAAGCUCUCGUCCAAUGCACAUAUCGCUGUGAAGCGAGUCGCACUGGAUGCAGAGCAAGAUACGAAGCACCUUGUUUCUCAGAUUGUUGGUAUUGGGAAGUUAAGGCACAAGAACCUUGUGCAGCUCUUAGGAUACUGCAGAAGAAAAGGUGAAUUACUAUUGGUCUAUGAUUACAUGCCUUACGGAAACCUGGACGAUUUCUUGUUUAAUGAAGAGAAGCCUAAGCUAAGUUGGUCACAAAGGUUUCACAUCAUCAAGGGAGUGGCUUCAGCUCUUCUCUAUUUGCACGAGCAGAUCGUUCUCCACAGAGAUGUUAAAGCCGCGAAUGUACUCUUGGAUGAGGAUCUAAACGGGCGGCUAGAUUUUGGUCUGGCUAUGUUCGGCACAAACAGGAACCCUAUGCUUGGAAGCGUAGGGUACGUGGCUCCGGAGCUAAUCAUCACAGGAAUGCCAACAACCAAAGCCGAUGUGUAUUCAUUUGGGGCUUUAUUACUUGAGUUUGCAUGUGGGAGAAUGUUCAUAGAGCAUCCAGGGAAGCCUGAAGAGUUUAAUCUAAUCAGCUGGGUAUGUCAAUGCUCGAAAAGAGGGAACUUGGUUGGUGUCCGAGACGCUAGACUGGAAGGAGAUUACGUCAGCAAGGAGAUAGAGAUGGUACUGAAGCUUGGACUGCUCUGUGUACAGUACAACCCAGAGGACAGGCCAAGCAUGGCACAAGUGGUGAGUUAUCUUGAAGGAAAAGAUGUUUUGCCUGAGAUGCCUCCAGACACACCUGGGAUCAGUAUUCCCACACCAUACCACGAAGUUCUGGCCUAGGGCAUAGUGUCUUCAUAUUCAAAGAAUGAGUGAGUCUACUUUCUUCAAACACCUUCAAAAAAUCUGCACAACCAUUGAAAGGUCUGCACUUGCUGAUUGUACUUUACUUCAUAACAACAAUUAUGGCCAGCACACGCUUGUACUGUUUUAUAUAUGAAAAAUUUAUCAUAAAAGUAUGACAAUAAUAAUAUAAUAUCAUAGUUUAGAGUUUUCCUAUAAUUCUCGUGAGCAAUUUUCUCUCAAUAACUUCUAACCUCUAAGCUAAGUUUCACUCAGCCUAAUGGUGUAUACGUUCAGAAUGUUCUAGAGCUCGGUGUAGCCCAUUUAAUCAUUCACUGUAAAAAAGAAAAGGCAAAGAUUUGGGAUAUUUUCAACAGAUUACUUAUCCAUCAUUAAUCUUCAAGCAAAAGGAAAGGGAAACUUUGUAAAUCACAUUCAAUAAUCAAACACCGAGACAAAUCUCAGGUUUUGGUUCUAGUGUUAAUUAAACCGUUAAAUCGUGUCAACCGACUCAAUCUAUUGAUUCCAGAAUAUUGCUUUGAGAGAAACUCUGAGCACAAACAUCUUCCCGAUUUCAAUACGCGGGAAAUUUGAUUGAUUUCUGUAUAGAAUAGAAUUCAAUUCAAUAUCAAUUUUUCUUUGCAUUAGAAAUCGGGAAUCAAUACUAACCGGAUCAAUCUCAUAUGCUCAGCGGAUGGCGAAAUUCUCUCUAUAAACAAAAUAUUCUCCUUUGAUACGAGGGUGUGUAUCAACCAAUCAGAAUGAAGAUAACUUACGUAUGGACUUUUUCCUUGCCAACUUUCAAAUUCUUUUGAAAAAUUUCCAAUAAGCAUAUCAAAAAAUAUCUUUUGAGUUUCGAAAACUCUUUAAUAUUUCUUCAAAUUUUCCACGACAUUGAGUGUUUGUCUAGGAUUCAUCGCACAGUCGUCUCACAGAACAUGCACUCAUACCAAUACCAAGUGAAAAAAGAACCAAACACAACCAAUUCACUGUUUUUACUUCUAAUGGACGAGAAUCUGGCGCAAGUAAUGCAGUACAUGUCUCUGGAGGAGGACGUACCCAUAAAUCUACCAGAUGAGGAUGAUUUUAUUGCCGUCAAGAAAAACUCGAAAAGUCUGAUUGGACGACAUCUUAAUCCGGAAGUACAGAACAUGGGGAAAAUGCUGAGAAUGAUGCCUAAAAUAUGGAAAAUACAUGAACGAGUCAUGGGAGUAGCACUAAGUCGCUAACAAAUGAGAUCUUUCAGUUCAUCUUCGAUCUAGAAACAGACCUUCUGACGAUCAUGAAGCACGGAUUGAUGAUUGGGGAAUGGUGAUGGAUAGAUGGUUGAAAUAUCCACCCUCUAACUUCCUAUAAACGACACCGAUCUGGAUUUGUAUAUGUUUGAACCGAGAACUGUUGGAAACUAGUAAAAGAGACGAGAACUCGUCGGUGGAUCGAGACAAAGACGUUUAUUAGAUCAUAGAACGUUUAGUCGGUUUACAAAUAAGGAAAUGUGCGGUAGAAAGCAAAUCGGCAAAAACUAGUUCGCCGGGAAAUACAAGUGGGCGAGAAAGAGAAAUAAAACCCUAGUUCUAGCCGCCGAAAGUAUAUGUAGUCGAUUUCGGAUCCCUUUUUUGUUGCCUCUAUAUCUCUUUAUAUAGGCGACCAGUUGAUGACUUAAUUUGCUUUCACUCAAUGGGCUUUCCACUCGUUGGGCUGAGCAAUCGGGCCGCUGUGUCAGGCCGUCGAGUCGACUGCUUUCAGUCGCUCAUUCCAUCGACUAAAACCAGUUUCGGAUCGAGCCAACCGAUCGGUUCGCGAGCUGACGAGCUGAGCCUCUUCCCAACGGUUAUGGGGCAGAUCAGCUAUUAUGUGGACCUUUUGAGAGGAUCAGAUCCAUACCCAACAGUAUACACAAAAUUCCGGUCAACUUCACGCUGAAGACCAUUAAUGCGGUGGCUGGUGGUGUGGGUUAUGUGAAUGUGAUUGAAUAUGAUCUUGAAAAUCCAUUGCUGCAUGAAUAUGUUCGGGCACUUGUGAUCGUGGAUCUUCAACAGCCAUUCUGAGACAAAAAAUCUGUGAAUCUUCCUCAGGGGAAACAUCUAUAGUAGAUGUGGAGUAUGAAAGUUCACAAAAAUGGUUUCACUGCUGUCGUCUGUCGCACGAUAAGCUAAGAUGCCCUCUGUUUU
Messenger RNA from Brassica napus (rape), 3353 nucleotides. RefSeq names its product receptor like protein kinase S.3-like. NCBI's taxonomy places the organism in Eukaryota, Viridiplantae, Streptophyta, Magnoliopsida, Brassicales, Brassicaceae. Gene Ontology annotation, biological process: protein phosphorylation. Bases 193 to 1182 code for a protein of 329 amino acids. The transcript has a single exon. Gene Ontology annotation, molecular function: ATP binding; protein kinase activity. Gene Ontology annotation, cellular component: plasma membrane. The record is from RefSeq and is a predicted model, not a curated record.